AGUUUUUGUUGGAUUUGCUGCAGUGGAGGGAGACUAUGCAAAGUUUCAAGUGACAUUGUCAUCUACAAGCAAUAGUAUGUUGUGCUGACAAAGAGUAGUUUGUUACUUUUUUUAUAAUAAGAAAUAAGGACUUUUACUUAAAUUUACAGCAAAAAUGUGUGUUCAACCAUUCUUUAAACAAAAUAUUAAAUAGCAUUUUUAUUAAAUUAAAAAAUGAAACUAUUAUUAAAAGUAAAAGUCUUUGAUGAAAAAAUUAAGUUUAAUAAUUCACUUUCUAUUUGUCUCACAGCUAUGGUUCUCUUUGCUGAUGACCUUGACGUAACAAAUGAUUUCUACGCUCAAGACAAUUACAGCUCUUCAACAGGAUACAUGAACAUCAGACGUGAAAACAGAAACAAUGUGACAACUGUUGUAGCAGUGUUUCCCUGGGGUAAAGCAGGUGAUGACUAUUUAUGAGCUACUUUUAUUUUGAAAUUUAUAUUUAUUGUUAAUUUGUAGCAUCAGCUUUAAAAAACAUAACAUUUAUUUAUAAUAUUUAACACUAUUUAACACUAUUUAGUUAAUUUUUACUUUAUUUUUAUCUACAGCAAAUACAUUUUAUCUAUAUUACUUUCCAGAAGUGAAAUAAGUUGUUUUAAUUAGUAUUUUACAAUAAAAUAGUCAAUUGAAAAUUCCUUUGGUAUGAUAAAAUAAUAUUAAGUCAUAUAAAAAAAUGUAGGUUUGUUUUUUUUAUGGAUAAGCUUCAGUCAAAUAUAAGAAAAAGACUUACAUGCCUUAUCCAUAAGACUAUAAAUUUGUCAAAUCUAUUUCUUUUCAUUAUUUACCUAAAACACUAAGUGUUUGUUAUUUAAUUUUUUACUGGUGAUUCAUUUCUUAUGGAUUUUUUUUUCUCAUCAGAAACUUAAUUCUCAUUUAACACACUUUAAGUGGAUGAACAGAGUAUAGGCAUUAUUCUAGCAAAUGUUUGCAUUUAUUUCGUUAAAUUUUACCUCACAGACUAGGAUGAUUUGAUAUUUAUUUUUUAAAUCGUUUUACCUCCAUUUAUUUAAAUCUAAGUUUAGACUAUCAUUAUUUAAUCUCUGAACAUCCCAGGUGUAUCCAUCAAAGAUAGUUUGGGUGUAAAAAGUUUGAAGCUGGAAAUGGAAGUGGACAAAUCCCUACAGGACA
Molecule: messenger RNA, 1167 nt
Organism: Lymnaea stagnalis (great pond snail)
Lineage: Eukaryota; Metazoa; Mollusca; Gastropoda; Lymnaeidae
Source: the annotation of a GenBank genome assembly